AUGGCGUCUGUGUCCGAGCCUCUAACUCUUGAAAAAGAUAUCAGUCGUGCUAUAGAACUCCUUGAUGUUUUGCAAAGAAGUGGUGAGUUCCCAGCAGCAAAGCUGCAGGCUCUACAGAGGGUGUUGCAGAGUGAUUUCCUGCAUGCGGUCAGGGAGGUCUAUGAGAACAUUUACGAAACAGUGGACAUCAGUGGCAGCGCUGAUGUUCGGGCUAACGCCACGGCCAAGGCAACAGUUGCAGCAUUUGCUGCCAGUGAAGGUCAUGCCCACCCACGAGUGGUGGAACUGCCCAAGACAGAGGAAGGUCUGGGGUUUAACGUGAUGGGUGGCAAGGAACAGAAUUCCCCGAUCUACAUCUCUCGUAUCAUACCUGGUGGUGUAGCAGACCGACAUGGUGGCUUGAAGAGAGGAGACCAGCUGCUGUCGGUGAAUGGAGUGUCUGUAGAAGGGGAAUACCAUGAGAAAGCUGUGGAGCUCUUGAAAAUUGCACAUGGAACUGUCAAACUGGUUGUACGAUACACCCCUCGUGUUCUGGAUGAGAUGGAAGCACGGUUUGACAAACAGAGGGCUGCAAAUCGUAGACCGGUUCCACAGUAA
Molecule: messenger RNA, 597 nt
Organism: Candidula unifasciata
Lineage: Eukaryota; Metazoa; Mollusca; Gastropoda; Stylommatophora; Geomitridae
Source: the annotation of a GenBank genome assembly